AUGGGGUUCAACCAUUCAAAUAUGUCAUCCCAAACUGUGGAAACUCGUCUCCAUUCGUUACCCAAAUUUCUCCGGUCCGAGCCUUCACCCAAAAUUCAAGACUCGGCGUUUCCACCUUUUAAAAUAGAGCAUCGGUAUCGUGGGGUGUAUGAGCGUGCCGGCUUUGAUGUGAAUCUUGGAUCAAACGAAGCAAAACAUCCACAACAAAGACAUAAUCCGUCACCUCCCUAUUCAUCUGCAUCUUCUAUGGGCAAACAAGUCCAUAAUAAUGGCACCCAUCAUCGCCAGCGUCUGCAACAGCUGAUGCACUCUUACCAGUCUCGACUGCAACGUCUGUUGCCUAGCGAAAACGGUUACGAUGGUUCCUCGCAUGUACAAACCAGACUCUACGGAAGCUCUGGAGAUUUGCCUGAAGGCUAUUCUACGCAUCUGCCUACAAAAUCCGUGGCGCUGGUGAACCUGGCACCGCUGAUGAGGCUGCAACAGAGCCAAAUGAGUCGCCAGUAUGCCUAUCAACCACAAACUCAACACCAAAACGAACAAAUUGCCAAGAACUCUGGAAUGCAGCCGCAGCCCAACUCUGAACCAAGUCAAGAGCCACAAGCUAACCAUCUGGAAGGUGAAAGAGUCGUAUACGAGCAGUAUGAUCCACGCAAACAAGCUCGUGCCUUGCGCAACAACUCAACUACAAAGUUGGCAGAAUAUGAUAGACAACCCUCCUCAGCAACCUCGUCAACAUUUCAUCAACCAGUGCCAAGAAUAGAAGAAACCUUAGAAAUGCAAAAUGCUAACAAAUCAGUCGAUUCGGUGCUGUCAACUUCCGCCGUGGUAGGAGCCAUCGGGGACCGUGCGGCUCCUCCAAUGCCGUAUCCCACCGCUCCAUAUCCUUACGAGAAUGAUUCGGGCCAUUCCACCUAUGUCUUUUCAGAACCAGAACCAAAUCAUACUUCUCUGUCAACUGCAUAUUCAACAAACCUGAAACUACAACAGUAA
Meyerozyma guilliermondii ATCC 6260 is the source of this 993-nucleotide messenger RNA. RefSeq lists its product as uncharacterized. The coding region runs from base 1 to 993 and encodes 330 amino acids. The record is from RefSeq and is a predicted model, not a curated record. Lineage: Eukaryota; Fungi; Ascomycota; Pichiomycetes; Serinales; Debaryomycetaceae. The transcript has a single exon.